AAAAUACAGUGACAUAUGCGUGACAUUUUUACGGUGGCAACAUCGCCUAUGUGGCGGUUACGCAUGCAAUGACUAAGCGAACACGUCAUAUAGUCAACUUCUGUCAUUGUGAGCUUCGAUCGAAUUCCCGCUUUAACUGUUUGGCGCCCUCCAUUCCACGCCACCACUCCACCACCUUCAUUCCCGAAUAACAAGAAACCCUAAGAAUAUUCUCUCCAUCCUCUUCCCCUUUUCUUUUCAUUUCCUGCAAUUAAUCUAAGUCUAAGUUUCCAGAUUACUGAUUUUAAUUUACAAAUCAAAAUCACGAAAAAUUGUGUUAGUUCUCGUCGAAUUUCGGAUGGCAGGGACGAGGAACACUCUUCCGACACGGAUUAGUGCGGCGGCGACGAAACGGGUUGAAUUUGAUGGAAAUAUGGAGAAAUCGAUGGUAGGGAAAGAUGAUGAGCAACAAGAUUCCAGAAUCAAAACCCUAGCUGAUGUCAAAUUAGGUUUCGGAGAGCGGGCGGUUUCAGCCGCCGCUGCCUCCGUCAUCUCAGCUCUCAUCGUUAAUCCUCUCGAGGUCGCCAAGACAAGAUUACAAGCCCAGGCUGCUGGUGUCCCUUAUCAAAAUCAAUGUGGUCCAGCAUGUUCUGAAUCAAACAAGAUGCUUUCAAACCUGAGAUCAACAUGCCAUCGUGAACAUUCUCAAUAUAAAGGAACUUGUGACGUUUUCUACAAAGUCACACGUCAGGAAGGAUUUUCUAGAUUGUGGAGAGGCACAAAUGCUAGCUUAGCCCUGGCUAUCCCUACUGUGGGAAUCUACUUACCUUGUUAUGACAUGUUGAGAAAUUUUCUGGAGGAGCUUUCUGAACAGCAUGCUUCUAGUUUGAGUCCAUAUUCCCCUUUAGUAGCUGGAUCUGCUGCUCGCAUGUUGGCAUGUAUUACUUGUUACCCCAUAGAACUGGCACGGACACGGAUGCAGGCAUUUACUGAUACCCGGGCUGGUGGCAAGCCUCUAGGAGUUUGGAAAACACUGCUUGGGAUCAUGUCCCCUGUCAGAAGUGCUAAUCAAUUUCAAAACUUACAAAGUUAUCGUGUCUUGUGGACGGGUCUUGGAGCUCAACUUGCUCGUGAUGUUCCUUACUCUGCCAUUUGCUGGGGAACACUUGAGCCUAUCAGAAGAAGAAUUAUCAGUUUGACAGGGGAUGAAAUGAAUGCGGCGAAUGUUGUAGGUGCAAAUUUUGCUGGUGGAUUAAUUGCAGGCACCCUUGCUGCAGCUGCCACAUGUCCACUAGAUGUUGCAAGAACGCGGAGGCAGAUAGAGAAAGAUCCAGCUAGGCAGAUAAGGAUGACAACAAGGCAUACAUUGAUGGAGAUAUUGAGGUGGCCUGUCUGCAGGGAUGGAGGUUGGAAAGGGCUAUUCACAGGAAUUAGUCCUCGGGUUGCCCGUGCAGGUCCUUCAGUUGGGAUUGUAGUUUCGUCAUAUGAGCUGAUGAAAUAUGCCUUGUAUCACAGACACUUGACUGGUGAAUGAUCUGGGUGCGCUAUAAUCCUCUAACUGGUUCAUACUGAUCUACAAAGGGCAUUGGUUGAACGGACUACAUACUGAAUACGAGAGUAAAAUUCUUUUACAUCACAGAAGCACAGAUUUUUUUGAUAGAAACUGUUCCUUUCUUUCUUAAAGGCAUUGUACCAAGUUUUUCUUUGGGCAAGGUAGUGAAGUACCAAGCUUUGAUUGGUUUUGUCUCUUCAAGUUUUAGCGACAAAUUCAAAUAUGAUGAUCUUAGUUAUAGGGGAUAAAACAGCUUGAGCUGUCAAGAUGGUAGAGAUCAUGCAUUUAAAAGUGCAAUUCUUUUGAAUAAUAAAAUGUUGUAACUUUAA
Molecule: messenger RNA, 1860 nt
Organism: Spinacia oleracea (spinach)
Lineage: Eukaryota; Viridiplantae; Streptophyta; Magnoliopsida; Caryophyllales; Amaranthaceae
Product: mitochondrial carrier protein MTM1
Exons: 10
Coding region: 338-1513 (391 amino acids)
Biological process (GO): mitochondrial transmembrane transport
Cellular component (GO): mitochondrion
Source: RefSeq, a predicted model, not a curated record